AUGGCUCCUACAGCAGCAUCUUCAGACUCUAUACAGCCUAGAGAUGUUUGCAUUGUUGGUGUUGCACGUACACCAAUGGGUGGGUUUCUUGGCGCUCUUUCAUCUGUACCUGCCACGAAGCUUGGCUCUAUAGCUAUUGAAGCUGCUCUUAAAAGAGCUAAUGUUGACCCAUCACUUGUGGAAGAAGUAUUCUUUGGGAAUGUUCUUAGUGCAAAUUUGGGGCAAGCUCCCGCCAGACAAGCUGCUCUCGGAGCUGGACUAUCAAAAUCUGUAGUCUGCACUACUGUUAACAAAGUUUGUGCAUCAGGAAUGAAAGCUACAAUGCUUGCUGCACAGAGUAUUCAAUUGGGCAUAAAUGAUGUUGUUGUGGCUGGUGGUAUGGAAAACAUGUCUAGUGUACCUAAGUACUUGGCAGAAGCAAGGAAAGGUUCCCGCCUUGGACACGACUCACUAGUUGAUGGGAUGUUGAAGGAUGGUUUGUGGGAUGUCUAUAAGGAUGUUGGUAUGGGAGUGUGCGCUGAACUCUGUGCAGAUAACCAUUCAAUAACUAGAGAAGACCAGGAUAAUUUUGCAGUUCAGAGUUUCGAUCGCGGAAUUGCUGCUCAAGAAAGUGGUUCCUUUGAUUGGGAAAUCACUCCAGUUGAAGUGUGUGGUGGAAGGGGAAGACCAUCAACAGUUGUUGACAAGGACGAGGGCCUAGGAAAGUUUGAUGCUGCCAAGUUACGCAAACUUAGACCAAGCUUCAAGGAGACUGGAGGUUCUGUUACUGCUGGCAAUGCUUCUAGCAUAAGUGAUGGUGCCGCAGCAUUAGUUUUGGUGAGUGGAGAGAAGGCAUUAAAGCUUGGGCUUCAGGUCAUUGCAAAAAUCACUGGAUAUGCUGAUGCUGCUCAGGAACCCGAGUUAUUUACAACAGCUCCAGCCAUUGCCAUUCCCAAAGCUAUCUCCAAAGCAGGGUUGGAGAUUUCACAAAUUGAUUUUUAUGAAAUUAAUGAAGCCUUCGCGGUUGUGGCUCUUGCAAAUCAGAAACUUCUCGGACUAGAUUCGGGAAAAAUAAAUGUACACGGGGGAGCUGUAUCAUUGGGUCAUCCUCUUGGUUGCAGUGGUGCCCGAAUCCUGGUGACACUUUUGGGGGUACUGAAGCAGAAAAAUGGAAAAUACGGUGUUGGUGGUGUUUGUAACGGAGGAGGUGGUGCUUCUGCCCUUGUUCUGGAGCUCCUGUGA
Messenger RNA from Vicia faba (fava bean), 1221 nucleotides. The record is from the annotation of a GenBank genome assembly. NCBI's taxonomy places the organism in Eukaryota, Viridiplantae, Streptophyta, Magnoliopsida, Fabales, Fabaceae.